This is a messenger RNA of Racocetra fulgida, 204 nucleotides long. The record is from the annotation of a GenBank genome assembly. NCBI's taxonomy places the organism in Eukaryota, Fungi, Glomeromycota, Glomeromycetes, Diversisporales, Gigasporaceae.
AUGGAAUCUUUAAUAUUUAAUGAACAGGAUGAUGACGAAGUGUAUAUUGCAGAGCUAACAUGUAGUAUUCAUGAAAAUCGUGAGCAAAAUGAGUCAGACGAUAAUGAAAAUAAUGGUAUUCAAGGUGAAAAUAUUCAAGAAAAUCAAGAUAAUCAAAAAAAUAUGACCUUACGAUUGUACAAUAAUGCGGUAAAUAAAUACUGA